AUACCCUGUUCCUUGUAUGAGAGAAAGGCCUUUGACACUUCACAUGGAAGUGGCUUCUCUGUGAAUCGCUUAGAGAAGACCCUAGGUAUUUCAUUUGGGAGAGGAGUUCUUGAGCGAUGCGCGUGUGAGGCGGGAGGGAGGGAGAUUGUGAGAGAGAGAUGGAGGCGGAGGAGGCAGCGGCCGGAGGAGGAGGGGGGGAGGAUUUGGCGAGAUCGAGCUUCGGCGAGGAGGAGGCGGCGGCGACAGCGGCGCCAGCGAACGGGGUCGCUGCUUCUCCAGAAAACAAUGCUGGUGAAACUACGACGAACUUGAGAUUCCUGGUGACCAACACGGCUGCCGGAUCAGUGAUUGGCAAGGGAGGUUCCACCAUUAGCGACUUUCAAGCUCAAUCUGGAGCUCGAAUUCAGUUGUCCCGGAACCAUGAAUACUUCCCCGGUACCUCAGAUCGCGUCGCUGUAUUGAGUGGGUCCCUAGCAGACGUCUUGACUGCGUUUCAGCUCAUCAUCUCAAAGAUUAUCAAAGAUGACAACCAAGAUGAUACAAAAUCCAUUCAGGUGAAGCUUUUGGUUCCCAAGACUGUCUGCGGGGCAAUCAUUGGAAAGGGAGGCUCCAACAUCAAAAAAUUCGUUGAGGACUCGCAAGCCAGUAUCAAACUCUCAUCGCAAGAUCAGCUUCUCCCCGGCGUGAUUGAUCGCAUCGUCACCAUCGGAGGAAAUGUCGACCAGAUUAUAAAAGCGGUCACGCUAAUUCUUACAAAGCUGACGGAAGAAUCGAGCUACACCGAGACCACAAGCACACCCCUCGUCUACCCAGGACUGCAAAAUCUAAGAAGAAACGGCCCUGGCCCCCCAAUGCCAGUUGCGUAUGGUGCUCCAAGCAUUUUGUCUGCGCGGGGUAUGAUGGCGCCGGUGAUCGCGUUGCAACCCCCUUAUCAGAUGGCACUACCAGUCGUUGAAGUGGGGGCACUCACAUCUUCAGUUACAAUUGGUAUACCUGACGAGCACAUCGGAUUCAUUCUAGGCCGGGCGGGCAAGACGCUUCAAGAACUCCAGCAGUCUAGCGGCGCGAAGAUCAAAGUUUCUGACCGAGGAGAUUUUGUUACGGGCACAGAGUAUAGGAAAGUAACCAUGAUAGGCAGCGGAGAAGCCAUCCAAGCGGCUCAAUUUUUGCUGACACAGAAGGUCCAACAGAGCUUGGCAUCGGAUUAUGAGCGAGACAACACCAAGCAGCCCAACAACAACAGCCUCCAAAAUCAUCAAAACCAACAGCCAUAGCCAAACCAAAAACAAAAAUUUACACAGGAAAAACUAAGAUACCGGAUCAAGAUCAAAGGUCACAAUGUAAGCGUUGGAGAGAGAACCCUUGGGUGCUGUUUUUUCCUUUUUUUUUUCCUUCCACUAUUCUUUGAUUGAUUCGUAACAGGUACAUAUUUAUACACAAACACUCGUGUUAGUAAA
Selaginella moellendorffii is the source of this 1457-nucleotide messenger RNA. Its product is annotated as protein BTR1. Gene Ontology annotation, biological process: regulation of gene expression. NCBI's taxonomy places the organism in Eukaryota, Viridiplantae, Streptophyta, Lycopodiopsida, Selaginellales, Selaginellaceae. The record is from RefSeq and is a predicted model, not a curated record. Gene Ontology annotation, molecular function: mRNA binding. Bases 159 to 1274 code for a protein of 371 amino acids. The transcript is spliced from 8 exons. Gene Ontology annotation, cellular component: nucleus; cytoplasm.